CACAUUCACGAAAUCAUGAGACUGUUUGUCUCAUAUUUCACGGGGAACUAUUACCUGAGACACCGCUUCGACCAGCGUCGUAUCAACAAGCGGAAGUGUAUGGACAAUCUACUCCGAUGUUUAAGUUUUCCCGUUGUGUCUCUUCUGGUUGUGCAUUUUGUAGCUGAGAGCCGUGUCGGUGGCGCAGUGUGUGGCGGCCCGUACGCUUAUAAUGGGAGGCCAGUUCAUAUACCAGCAGAGGAGUAUGCCAAGUACUGCUGUAAGGCGGACAAAUACGGCUCAUGGACCUCAUCCUCCCGGUUCGACUGUGCCUCGGAAGGCGGGUGUUGUGGGGAAGUCGACAAGCAGUACUGCUGUGAUCGAGACAAAUUUGGUUCCAGAAUUGCUCUUCAGCUGGGACUUGGCAUAACAGGUGGUGCCCUGGUAUUGCUGGCCAUCAUCGCGCUCAUCGUUUACUGUUGUAUAAGGUCUUUCUACAGUGACCUGAAUGAGGAAAUCUACUGUGACGGAUGCUGCAUAUGCAGAGUUCGACGCAAAGAACAAAGAAUCAAUUAUUGGGACGAAGUGGCACGUGAUGGCCACAGGACUACACAACAGAGAUCCGUCAUUUCUUCCACCGAUGAGCCUGACACCGACCCUGAGCCUAUCUCACUUAUGGUCCCAACAGCACCCCCAACGGAGACCCCAACAGCACCCCCAUCAGCGCCCCCUGCAUACGAUCCACGUGCAGAGCUGGAUGCCCCACCGCCGUCCUACUCCGACGUCAUACGGAACCCGCACAUAUUCCCGCAGACUGGGAAGCGCCACGCUUCAACUACUGUAUGACUGGUUUGACGUUCUUUCACGUCACGGGACGGUGCGGUAGCGUAGUGGUUAAAGCGUUCGCUCGUCACGCAGAAGACUCUGGUUCGAUUCCCCACAUGAGUACAAUGUGAAGCCCAAGUCUGGUGUCCCCCGCCGUGAUAUUGCAGGAAUACUGCUACAAGCGGGGUAAAACCACACUCACUCAUUCGCUUUCACGUCACAGAAGACGUAACGCGUGGGUAACUGCAUACCUCACAUUACGUUUGUACGUACAACGGGGUGGCUGGUAGCGCUGUGGAUAAAGCGUUGGCUUGUCAUGGCGGAGACCCUUGUUACUGCACAUUGAUACAAUGUGUGAGGCCUGGUGUCCUCUGCUAUUGAUGGACUAGUGCUGAAAGGAGCCUUAAACAAUAAUCAUUCCUCCAAAAUAUAUAGAGAGAAAUCUUGUAAAGGAUUCUCUCUGUGACACAGUGGCCAUCUAUGGCUCACAAGUGUAAUAAAUAACACAAGCACACCCCUUGUAAGAGAAAUCAUACGAAAUUAACGUAUCAUGUGCUUUAGCAGUUCGUUCCUCUGCCUGACGAUCAAUCUGCGUUACACACUUAGAAUCUCAUCAAGCAAUACACUUUACAAAGAACGUUAGUUCUGUCAUACUGGUAUUGGAGACACAGUAUAUGUUUCAAUGAGUAAAGACAGAUUUUAUUCUGAUAUAGACAUGUAAGUCGAAAUAUUUCUCCCUGACCUGUCGGUUUUCAAAGGCUCUGAACAUCGUAUUUUUGAAUUGUGCCUUAGCAUUCGUUGCUUGGUUUUCUGUCCCCGAGAUUUGGGUUAAUGUCAGUCGUGAGAGGAGGACGUUGGUGAUGUAUAUAUACCCCAUAACACGAAUAUUACCAAUGACGUAUGUUACCCCUGGCAGAGAAUCAUAUACAGUGAACUGCUUUUAUGACGAACAUUCCUAAAACGAGCUCCGGAUAUACCGAACUGUUGUUAUUUGCUGUAUAUGUUAUCCAAAAUACGUACGACCAACUACGGUUAUACCGAACUACAAUUAGUGGUCCCUUUGAAUUCGUUAUAACCGUAAAUUUCACUAUAGUUUCAAAAUCUCAAGUGUGUUGGAGAACACAUAUCAAUUUCUUGAAAAGGUUUUUCGAAAGAUUUAUAAAUCAGUAUUGCCUAUUUCGAGAAUGUUUG
Molecule: messenger RNA, 1995 nt
Organism: Haliotis rubra (blacklip abalone)
Lineage: Eukaryota; Metazoa; Mollusca; Gastropoda; Lepetellida; Haliotidae
Exons: 5
Coding region: 16-825 (269 amino acids)
Source: RefSeq, a predicted model, not a curated record